Molecule: messenger RNA, 881 nt
Organism: Aaosphaeria arxii CBS 175.79
Lineage: Eukaryota; Fungi; Ascomycota; Dothideomycetes; Pleosporales
Exons: 2
Coding region: 139-423 (94 amino acids)
Biological process (GO): translation
Cellular component (GO): large ribosomal subunit; mitochondrion
Molecular function (GO): structural constituent of ribosome
Source: RefSeq, a predicted model, not a curated record
CACCAACAAGACCGCAGACAGCUGCAAACACACACGACACCGUCAAUACCCCAUUGUCGGUUCCAGGCCUCUCAAACGAACAGGUUCUCUUCACAUCCGCUUCUUCACGGUCCAACAACGACGGUACCCUUCCGUAAGAUGGCGUUCUUUCGCAUUACUCUGAUGCGCUCUGGUAUUGGCCUACCAGCAAAAACACAAGGCGUACUCAAAGCACUCGGCCUUCGAAAGCGAAUGACGACCGUAUACCACCCUGUUACACCCUCCGUCGCCGGUCAGAUCAUGCGAAUUAAGGAAUUGGUGGACGUCAAGGAAGUCAGCCAAUCUUUCACAAGAGAACAGAUCAAGGCAUCAAGGAAACCUGAUCCAGGAUACGUUAUCGAAAAGAGCAGUGCGCGAAUAAUGAAGGAAAAGGGUGUGUUUUAGGCUUGGAACGACGUAUGCUGGAGGAUACCAUUGAUUAAGGAAAACAUUCAAAGGAGUUUUGGAUCAUACUUUGGCGUGUACGAUUUGUAACAGUAUGGUUGUUGGAAGUUGGGGAGUCAUCGCGCUCCUUACUCCAAGACGAAAUAAUGCAACGAAUUCGCGGUUCACUAUACUUGCAAGAUAAUUCUGCAUUUCUCCCCCAAAAAGGAAUGCAAUACCUACAUGAUGAACCGAUAUGGUUCUCUGUGAAAGGAUCAAAGGGGACUACACUAGUGCAAGAAUGCCUCGCAAAAAAUCAUGACCAGGCGAAUCGGCAUUGACGAAAGCGCACGGGGGUAGAGUACAUCUAGUCUUGCAUAUGUAAGAUUUGUUGCCAACUAAGUGUGGAUCUGAUAGUAUCUAUAUUAAGGCCUUGUGUGGAUUGGUUUUUCACACUGGUAACUAAUGGAACCAUUCAC